Messenger RNA from Coregonus sp. 'balchen', 11099 nucleotides. Lineage: Eukaryota; Metazoa; Chordata; Actinopteri; Salmoniformes; Salmonidae. The record is from the annotation of a GenBank genome assembly.
GUGUCCAGUCCUAAGAGAUGGAGGCUCUAAUUCCCAUCAUCAACCGGCUCCAGGAAGUCUUCAUGACAGUGGGGGCAAAGAUCAUACAGCUGCCUCAGAUAGUGGUGGUUGGAUCGCAGGUCAGUACAGAAUAAAAAUGCAAGAAUCAACUGUUACCUGUUACACUGGGUAAUUGUGUUAUUGUUGAAAUGAACAGGCCAGUGUCCAGGGAGAUGGAGAAAGUAUGUGUUAUUGUUGAAAUGAACAGGCCAGUGUCCAGGGAGAUGGAGAAAGUAUAAAUAAUAGCAAUGAAUCAUUAAUGUAGUUAAGUGUCAAAGCCUUUCUAAAAUCAGAGCAGUGGCAAGAGUUCUGUGUUGGAGAGCCUGGUUGGAAGGGAUUUUUUGCCUCGGGGAUCAGGGAUAGUCACACGGCGACCCCUAGUGUUACAGCUGGUUAAUGUGCCCCCAUUGGCGGAGAGGAUUCUGCAAGAAAAUGGUAUGGACUUGACACAGAAACAGAGAUGUGAUUGUCACUUUAAAUGCUAUCUCAUGUUGCUUCUCGCAGACAUACAGUACACUGGACACACUUACACAAACCAAACCCAGUCCAGUCGACAUUAUUCAAUGAAUUUCAAUAUUAUCUUGCAUGCAUGUAGUUUCACUCACUGGAUAAAGCCCAAGUGGUCUUUCAGAGAUUUUGUCUCUCUUUUCUAACAUUAUAUUUACUUUCCCUUCUUCACUGCUUUUCUCAGGAAAUGGAGUAAAACAAAAUGCAAACUGCUACCCAGGUCUUUAAUUCCAUAGUUUAACUGCAUGGACCUGUUGUGUUGUCAUUCGUCUUAAUAUCGUCUUGUCAUCCUCAUCGUCUUUCAUUUCCUCUGUCUAAUCAUCACAUCAACUUACAAACUCUUUGUCUCUGUCAUAAUGCCUUCUAUUCUGAUAAACCCCAUCCAAGUCUAUGUUUUAUAUGUGAUAUUAAUAUUGCCUUUAUGUUUGCACAUUAUUUUACACUCAUUCCUUUAUAUUUUGUCAAGGGAUUAAGGCUGAGGAAUGGGGCACGUUCCUUCACAGCCAGAACCAGGUAUGUGGCACUAUCAUUCGCUAUGCACAUCUAUUUAGCUGUUUUGCAAUGAACAUUGUGAGUGUUUCCAUAUUUUUAGAACGGCAUUGCAUUGUCUGAGAGUCUUGGUACUGUAUCUCCAGUGUUGUAGUUCUCGAGUCCGGUCUCGAGACCACAUCUUGAGUGUCUUGGUCUUGUCUCAGUGUCGGAUAUAGUUGUACUCGGUCUUGACUUGGUCUCAGACAGUGAGGACUCGUAAUUUCUUCCCGAGACCAGCGGAGUAAAAAAACUAAAUUAUCAGCUUCCAGUCAGUCAGCACAUAAAACCGCUUCGCCAGGCCAAAUAUAUACACUCCUUUCUUGAAACAUGAAUAUCUUAACAGCCUUUAUAUCUAUUAUAGACAUGUUUGCGCAGUGGCGCAGUGCGACAGGUUUGUGAUUCUGAAAGGACAGCAACCGUAAGACCAGUGCAUUCAUGUAGGAGAGGGCACUUUUUGUAAAACAAAAAGGGCCAGUGGUGUAGUGGAGGGUAUACGCAGGUAUAAGCCGUAUACCCACUUUCUUUUCAGUGGGCAUUGCUUAUACUCACGUAAUCUCUACUGAUGUGUAUCAAAGUAGUGUAGUGGAGGUAUACGGCUUACAGUAUCAAUUAUGUAGUACAAUAGACAAAUAUAUUCACAUGCGCGCCGCACACAUAGCCUAGUUUCAGUGGAAUGUCAUCUGCAGGCAGCAAGAGUGUGCAGCUCUCAGCUGGUUUUGGCAUGGAGCAGCUAACAGAAGAAUGACAUCGGUAGGGUAGGAAAGACGUUUCAACUUAAAUAUACCAGUAAAUGCUGACUAAGGCAACAAUGGGUAUGCAAACCAGGUAUUGGAAAAGUUUAGUCCGUAGUGUUGUUUAGUAGGCUGUUUGUAAUGCGCAAUUGUCGUCAUGCCUGUUUGCAUCAGGGGCGUAGACAUGGAUGGGCCUGGGUGGACAGAGGCCCACCCACUGGGGAGCCAGGCCCUGGCAGGUCCACCCAAUCAGAUUUAUGUGGUUUUAAUCAUUGUUGUGGACUUAGGCGAUCAAAUGUUGGUAUUUUUUCCACAAAAAAAAGAAGUGUGAUUUUGAGAGUGAAAAUCAGAAAAAUCGGUAGAACUCAUUUUUUUAAUACAUAGGAAAACAUAUACGUUUUCACACAGGGUGCCUUUCCUUUGCUGGGCGGGCCUUUUGGGAACUUUUUUGGCAAAAUUUGAGUAUACCCACUUCUCCAGGCACCACUGCAUAGGGCAGAUGUAAAGACAGCAGUCACACACAGCAUGAUGUUAAAGGAUAAGCAGUCCAUAAACUUGGACAUAAUAAGCCAAUAGGUCCCAAUCAUAAGAAUACAAAAACGCAACCAUUAAGCAUUUCCCAAUCGAAAUUUACAACUAUUACUUCCCAUUGCAAAAAACAUUUCACGUUUAGCACACAACAUAAGCGGUGACCUAAAGUUUAAAAGUGGAACUGACAGCGUUUUAACUACUUUGCAGAUAUGAAACAGACAAUCAUAAUAUCAGUCAAAAAUAUCAAAUUGCCAGUUUAUGCUACAAAACCAACUUUAUAAGAUAUUUUAAAAAUAGGUUAUAUUUGACUCAAUGUUCCAUGAUGUACACUAAGGCAUUGUUGGCAGAAUAGAUGGAGCCAGUUCAAUGUAUGAUUCAUAUAAUUCACCAAUACAUUUCUUGGUAGUCCAAAAAACAUUACUAUCAGGUUGUAAAUCACAGCUGGCCUGGUACAUUGUUUGCUGCCUCCAUUCGGGAUGCACUGUUUCAUUUUCAAUGACUCAAUAUUCUGGACAAAAAACAGACGAAUGUAACUAAGGCUGGGAAUGUCAAUACAAUCAAAGGCAAUGAUCACAAGUCAGUCCUAACGUGGCUAAUAGGCUAGCGUAUCUAUUUAUGUAGCAAGCUUAAAACACAGAGCCUAACGUUAGGUAGCUAGCUAGCUGCUAGGAGGAUGUCAUGCCAUUGGAGGAGUGGGUGAGUGACUGACUUUUUCCCUUCAUAUUGUUUUUCGGCCAACUAGCUGAAAAGGUUUGAGAGGGUUUAUCUAAUGUUCCUUCGUUAGAUUUUAGCUCAUCUUGCUCUGGCUAGCAUUAGUUGUUGUUCUUGUUGUUGUUGAUGUGGAUAACUGAGGGAGAGAGACCCUACCUUUUUUCAUGGUUGUUUGAUCAAUAGGACUGUAAAGUUCCCAAAUGUAAGAGGACUCCCGUGGUGUUUACAUAUUUACUGAAAUCCAUUCAGGUGUAUUUAGUGGCUUUUGGCGAAUGCUUUCUAAUGAUCUAAAGUUGCGCUGUUGCAACUGCCUGUAAACACACAGUCCAGUUCAAAGUGAAUGAUGGCAGGCCCGUGUGGCAAAUGGCUUGUUUGUAUAAAGGUCUACUGUAGCUCUGAUUGGCUAUAGCGCACCGGUCUGUGUAGACUCUGGUCCUGGACAAGAUUUAUGUUUUUAUUCAGUUUUAUUUACUGCAGUGUCUUAAUUGUUCAAACGCACGCUCCCUUCCCCACUCUAUAUUGCUAUAGAAUUUUCACAAAUGCCUUAGUAUACGUAAUUUACUAAGAAUUUAUGAAAACUUGAAAAUGACCAUAUCUAAGUGGUCGCUUGUCAAUUGUUUUUUGAAAAGUGUAAUUCUUCUUGGGGGUGUAUAUGAACAGAUUUUAAUAAGAUUUCAUGUUGCUAAAAUGCUGUCAGUUCCACUUUAAAUGCAACAAUAUUUCACACACAAGUUAUUUUCAAAGAGAUGGCUAACAACAGCAAGCGCGCUGCAAUAAAAAACACAGUUCUACUCACCAGAUGAUGAUCAUUUAAAACAUAACUUCUUGUUGAAAGUUAUUCUUGAAAAGGGAGACGAUAACAAAUUAGCAGCAAAAUCCUUUUUGAUAACACCUGCUGCAGCCGGUGCAAACUAGCUGACAACAAAAGCUAGCUAGUUAGACCGUGGGACAACUACUGCUCGCUAAUGCGCAGUGACCUGUUGGACUUCAAGAAGGCAGAAGUUUCCAUAUGUUUUUGUGAAAACGGUCCCCUCAUUAAGUCAAAAUGUGAUUGGUUGAUUCCACUGUCACUCCAAAAUGUUGCCCUAAUACAGUUGAAUGGCAGAUACCUUUAUCUAGCUUCUGAUGGCCUUGCCAAUGGCUGACUUAGCUCGCUAAGUAUCCCAUCUCUCUGUUUGCAUUAUAGGUUUUCACAGAUUUCCUGGAGAUUCGCAAGGAGAUUGAAGAAGAGACUGAACGUAGCUCGGGAGGCAACAAGGUUAGGAUAAAUAGUUGUGGAUAAAUAUGGCUUAUCUCUAGUUUAUGAGCUACUGAUUUAAUUUAUCUGCUUCUCUCUCCAUCCAUAUUUCCUCUUGUGGCCCCUAGGGAAUCAGCCCUGAGCCCAUCUAUUUGAAGAUUUUCUCUCCUUAUGUCCUCAAUCUUACACUGGUUGACUUGCCAGGAAUAACCAAGGUAAACCCAUCCAGUGUGUUAAUCCCACUUACUUGAAUAUGCACAACUAUGAUUUUUGAAAACAAAUACAUGUGUAUAUUUAUUUACAGUAAUGUAGAGUUAUUUAUUUAUGUAUUGUUGAUGUUCAAGGUUCCAGUUGGAGACCAGCCAGAGGACAUAGAAGCUCAAGUCCAAGAGAUGGUCCUAUCCUUCAUCUCCAACCCCAACUCCCUUAUCCUCUCAGUGUCUCCUGCCAACUCUGACUUGGCCACCUCUGAUGCCCUCAAACUGGCCCGUGAGGUCGACCCAGAUGGUGAGGCAUACUGUACACUUAUGCUCCUUAAUUUUUCAUUUAAUGUCUUUUCAGUGUAUAUGUAUUGAUUGUUCAUUGAUAUAAAUGUCAGUAAACCUGGUCAAUGUUACUUUUUAGGUUUGACCUCAGUAAACUUUAAGAUUAGUGACUCCUAUAUACACAACACAUUUUAGAGGACAUAAUGAACUGCCAUUCAAGUGCUGCUAUUGUGUGUAUAUAUAGAGAGAGCGAGCCAUAGACAAAAGGGAUGUGUCUUUACCCAGCUUUUGUGCCCAUGUGUGUCUUGCAGGCCGUGGGAACACUGCUGGUGGUCAGUAAGCUGGACCUGAUGGACGCAGGGACAGAUGCUCUGGAAGUCUUACUGGGUCGGGUCAUUCCAGUGCGGCUUGGAAUUGUGGGAGUGGUCAACAGGUUUGUCUAUAUCGUAUACCUAUAACUUAUCUAACAGACGUAUCGAAUUCUUACUGGAUGAUGUCACCUCGAUGCUUAAAAAGAUGCAGCUCCAUAGCAGUGGAAGAUGGCAUACAAAAAUUUGACCAAUGUACCACAUAUCUAUCAGACUGAGUAUGAAGGAUCUGAAUCAUUAUGGUCGUUAAAUUAACUCUGGUACCCUCAGAGACCUUAAAGCUAUAAACAGCAAAUGUUCCAAUGUCCCUGCUAUUCACCAGCUCAAUUUGGUUGCAUCUGCCAAACAAUCAUUCAGCAAUUAAAGAUUUAUGUCUCCACACUUUGAGAUCGAUAUUAGGUUCUCACACACCUUGCUGAAAUAUGUGUGCCAUGUCUUACUCAUUGGGUUCUAGCACAGGGCUGAUGUAUGAGUUAUGUGAGUAAUUUUUCACCAAGGGUGCAGAAUUGCAAAAAAUAUAUCCACCCCUCAGAGGCUGAAAUGGUAAGUCAUUUUCAGAAGUAAUUUCACUGAGCUGAGUCAAUCAUAGCAACCCCCAGGGAAGGCUGUCUGAAGUCAGGAGGCUAGCACACUCCCCCAGAGUGCUGAAGAUUAGUUUUAAGGAAACUUUACAGCUACAGUAACGGCCAUUUCAAAAGUGCUUCAUCCUAUAAUUGAGGUGUAUCAUUUCCUGCUAUGCUGGAGAUAACUGGUGACUAUUUGAUUACGCAGAGCCACUGUGAAGUCUUCUGUAACUCCAGCUGUCACUCUCCACCUCUCUCCCUGCCAGGAGCCAGCAUGACAUCAACACCCAGAAAAGCAUAGAGGACAUGGCGCGGGACGAGCAGGCCUUCCUCCAGUGCCACUACCCGUCUCUGGCCUCCCGCUGCAGCUCUCGCUACCUGGCCUGCACCCUGAGCCGCUUGCUCAUGCACCACAUCCGGGACUGCCUGCCGGAGGUGAAGACCCGUGUGACGGUGCUAAGUGCCCAGUACCAGGCCCGGCUCAGCAGCUACGGCCAGCCUGUAGAGGACCACAGCGCCACCCUGCUGCAGAUCGUCACCAAAUUUGCCAGCGACUACUGCAAAACCAUCGAGGGCACCGCCACGCACAUCCAGACAUCUGAGCUGUGAGUAGUUCAACAGCUUUAGGCUACUUUAUCAAGGCACCAGUCAUCUUUCAGUAUUUUAUAUUGUAUUAGAGCGACUCGCAUCAUUGACCACCAAGUAUCUACCAACCACCUAGAUGCUGUACAGCAGCCAUCUUGUGACAGAAAACUCACCACACAAUGGUUAUUCUGCUGAAUGCAUUUCACUUAGGCAGGCGUUUAUUUUUUGAUAUAUUUUUAGGGGGUAGAACAGCUUUAAUACUGCAGAUAGAUUGUAGCUUCCAUCAAUGAAAUUGUCUGCAUCAUUUCCAAUUCCCCAUAUUUUUUGGGAUAUAUAUAUAUAUUUUAGUACCGGUCAAAAGAUUGGACACACCUGCUCAUUCAAGGGUUUUUCUUUAUUUUUACUAUUUUCUACAUUGUAGAAUGAUAGUGAAGACAUCAAAACUAUGAAAUAACACAUAUGGAAUCAUGUAGUAAACAAAAAAGUGUUGAACAAAUCAAAUUAUAUUUGAGAUUCUUCAAAGUAGCCACCCUUUGCCUUGAUGACAGCUUUGCACUCUCUUGGCAUUCUCUCAACCAGCUUCACCUGGAAUGCUUUUCCAACAGUCAUGAAGGAGUUCCCACAUAUACUGAGCACUUGUUGGCUGUUUUUCCUUCACUCUGCGUUCCAAAUCAUCCCAAACCAUCUCAAUUGGGUUGAGGUCGGGUGAUUGUGGAGGCCAGGUCAUCUGAUGCAGCACUCCAUCACUCUCCUUCUUGGUCAAAUAGCCCUUACACAGCCUGGAGGUGUGUUGGGUCAUUGUCCUGUUGAAAAACAAAUGAUAGUCCCACUAAGCCCAAACCAGAUUGGAUGGCGUAUCGCUGCAGAAUGCUGUGUUAGCCAUGCUGGUUAAGUGUGCCUUGAAUUCUAAAUAAAUCACUGACAGUGUCACCAGCAAAGCACACCCACACCAUCACACCUCCUCCUCCAUUCUUCACGGUGGGAACCACACAUGCGGAGAUCAUCCGUUCACCUACUCUGCGUCUCACAAAGACAUCAGACUAAAGGACAUAUUUCCACUGGUCUAAUGUCUAUUGCGCAUGUUUCUUGGCCCAGGCAAGUCUCUUCUUCUUAUUGGUGUCCUUUAGUAGUGGUUUCUUUGCAGCAAUUUGACCGUGAAGGCCUGAUUCACGCAGUCUCCUCUGAACAGUUGAUGUUGAGAUGUGUCUGUUACUUGAACUCUGUGAAGCAUUUAUUUGGGAUGCAAUCUGAGGCGCAGUUAUUCUAAUGAACUUAUCCUCUGCAGCAGAGGUAACUCUGGGUCUUCCUUUCCUGUGGCGGUCCUCAUAAGAGCCAGUUUCAUCAUAGCGCUUGAUGGUUUUUGCGACUCCACUUGAAGAAGCCUUCAAAGUUCUUGAAAUGUUCCGUAUUGAUUGACCUUCAUGUCUUAAAGUAGUGAUGGACUGUCGUUUCGCUUUGCUAAUUUGAGCUGUUCUUGCCAUAAUAUGGACUUGGUCUUUUACCAAAUAGGGCUAUCUUCUGUAUACCACCGCUACCUUGUCACAACGCAACUGAUUGGCUCAAACGCAUUAAGAAGGAAAUAAAUUCCACAAAUUAACUUUUAACAAGGCACACCUGUUAAUUGAAAUGCAUUCCAGGUGACUACCUCAUGAAGCUGGUUGAGAGAAUGCCAAGAGUGUGCAAAGCUGUCAUCAAGGCAAAGGGUGGAUACUUUGAAGAAUCUCAAAUAUAUUUGGAUCAGUUUAACACUUUUUUUGGUUACUACAUGAUUCCACAUGUGUUAUUUCAUAGUUUUGAUGUCUUCACUAUUAUUCUACAAUGUAGAAAAUAGUAAAAAUAAAGAGAAACCCUGGAAUGAGUAGGUGUGUCCAAACAUUUGACUGGUACUGUGUGUAUAUAUAAUAUAAACGUUCCUUUAUUAUUUUCCCCUAACCCUACCACCCCUCCCCUAAUUGGAGUAAACUAAUGGACAACAAUACUUAGUCUUCUACAUACUUAAUACAUUUUAUGGACACAAUGUAUUUUACAAUAGUUAUAUUUUGUUCAUCCUUCAGCUACCAUCAACCCCUCCCAUCUAUCUCUGAAGACCAUCCAGUUAGAUUUCUAUUUUGCCAUAUUUUUUUAACUGUGCUGUUUCACAGAAGUUCUGAACCUAUAUACAUUUUACGGACACACUAUAUUUUACAUUAGUUAUCUUGUUGUUUUAAUCAACGACUCCCAUCAAUCUCUUAACACCAUCCAUUUGUUAUUUCUAUUUGGCAUAUAUUUGUCAACUGUGCUGUGAUGUUUCACGAAAGUUCGGAAUCUUUUCUAUUCUCAUAGUUUCUACAGAUUGUAAAUUAAAGAAACAUUUUUACUAAAAGUAUUAUUAUAUUAUUGAUCGAUUGACUAUGACUUUUCAAAUCACCCAGUAGUGCUAUCUGCAGAGUUAGCUCCAGGUAAAUGUUGCAGGCGUUUAUUGUAUUUCUUGCCCUCAUUGUAAUUUUGUAGGUGUUCAUGUAUUGGCAUUUCAUAUCUUGCAGCUUCAUUUCAAUAGCUCUUGUACCGCUCACUGAUUUAUUGAUUUCCUCAAGCAUGUGAAGCAAGUAUGGACCCAGUCUGGCUGACUGCAUCUGAAGUUGACAUCCCUCACACACAGCCACUGAUACGGCUUCCUCUGUCCUCCUCUCUUGUCAGCUGCGGAGGGGCUCGGAUCUGCUACAUAUUCCAUGAGACCUUUGGCCGCACUCUUCAGUCUAUCGACCCCCUGGGGGGCUUAACGGAGCUCGACAUCCUCACUGCAAUCCGCAAUGCUACGGUAAUAACCACCAGCUCCAAUCUCAUAUCAGCUCCAAUUGCAUUGUCUGUGUGUAGGUUAAACAGAUCUUUGAAUAGUUUUCCAUUGAAGCUAAUGGCUGGAGAGAAGCUCAUAAGUUAUGAAUCCAGGCUCUGUCGUAGCCGGCCGCGACCGGGAGACCCAUGGGGCGGUGCACAAUUGGCCCAGCGUCGUCCAGGGUAGGGGAGGGAAUGGCCGGCAGGGAUGUAGCUCAGUUGGUAGAGCAUGGCGUUUGCACGGGGGGCCAGUAUGAAAAAAAUUAAAAUUAUGUAUGCACUCGCUCUGGAUAAGAGCGUCUGCUAAAUGACUAAAAUGUAAAUGUAAUGUUAAUAGAGGGCUGUGUGUGUGGUGCCUCAGGAUCCGCGGCCGGCCCUCUUUGUGCCUGAGAUCUCCUUUGAGCUGCUGGUGAAGAGGCAGAUGAAGCGUCUGGAGGAUCCCAGCCUGCGCUGUGUGGAGCUGGUCCACGAGGAGCUACAGAGGAUCAUCCAGCACUGCUCCUCCUACAGCACACAGGUAGGCUACACACUGCACAACACAUACUACAAAGCAUACACUUAAAGAUCUGACAACCCUAAAGCAAAUUGUAAUAUAAUUGUCUCUCUAUAUGUAUCCUGGCAUGCUGUGUGUUUGUCAGGAGCUCCUUCGGUUUACCAAGCUGCACGACUCCAUUGUGGAGGUGGUAACUAGUUUACUCAGGAAGCGCUUGCCCAUUACUAAUGACAUGGUAAGACAGUUCAUUUUUGUGAUUAACUUUUUUUAUUUAUUACAGAAAACGUACUGAAUAUAAUUAUUCUACAAUUUUAAUGCUAUUCCUUACUGGCCGUCUGUCUGUGUUUGUGGAUGAUUCUGAGCACCCAUCUGUUUCAGGUCCACGACUUGGUUCAAAUUGAGCUUGCUUACAUCAACACAAAGCACCCAGAAUUCACUGAUGCUGCUCAGGUCUCAGCAUCUGUCAACAGUCAACAGGUAAUUCUGUCUCCACUCAAAGUAGAUGUUCUGCUUUCAUGCAUGUAGAUGAGCCUAAUGUUGACCAGAGUGUGAUGCUGUCUUUUCAUGCCAGAAUGGACUUCACUUUUGAGGAAUUUCACUAAGCCAGUUGUGAAAUUUACUUGAAUGACUUUAACACGAUACUAGAACAGUCAAACUGAAUUGAACCCCUCAUUUCACCUCUUUUUAGGACCUGCAGGAUGGAGAGAAACACUGGACGAAUGAGAAAGUGGUGGAGGAGAAGGCGCCAGUGGCAGGUUUCAGCAGCCCUGUGAAGGGCCAGGCCAUUAACCUCCUGGACACAGUGCGUAAUGGAAUCAGCAGUGGGACUAAGCAGUCAGAACUGAUCCAGCGCUAGCCUGUAGAGCAGCAUUGUAUGUGAUUAGAUCUGUGACAAGAUUGUAACAUCUGACCCCUUUUCUGUUUGCCAGGCUGUGCGGGUGUCCCGCAAGCUGAGUACCCGGGAGCAGAGAGACUGGAGGUCAUCCAACGCCUCAUCAAAUGCUACUUCCUCAUCGUCCGCAAGAGCAUUCAGGACAGGUCAGAGACCAGAGCUCCAGGGCAUCUAGGGGUGUUAUUUAUGUAUCCAGUUAGUGGUGAGUUGAGUUGAGCCUUGUCUGUCCUGGUGUGUUAGCUAACUGUGUGUCUUUGGACUUGUGUGCCAAAGACGGUGAUGCACUUCCUGGUGAACUUUGUGAAGGAGCAUCUGCAGAGUGAGCUGGUGGGCCAGCUGUACAAACAGAACCUGCUGCAGGGGCUGCUUAUCGAGUCCCAGGAUACAGCACAACAGAGGACAGAGGUGGCCCAGAUGCUGGAGGUACUGAAUGGGUGCUACUGGUACCACUACUCUUACUGGGUGUAGACUCAGGCACUUUGUAUUGUACUUUCUGUUUCUCCCUUUAACACCGGUAUCCUCUCUCGCUCUUCCUUUCUUAUCUUCCUUUCUCUCCUUCCUCAGGCUCUUCAAAAAGCCAGCAACAUCAUCUUGGAGAUCCGGGAGACACCUGUG